AUGUUACUCGAAGACCAGCGGUAUAUCCACGAGGAUCUCGAACGUCUCGAACAAGGCAUCGCCGAUCGCAUGAGCGAGGAGCCAAAACACAUUCGCGACCGCCUGAACCGAGACCACGAGGUAGCGCAGCUGCUAGACCAAAUCCAAAGUCAAUCCGCCGAGCUUUUACCACUCUACGAUGACAAGGCCGGCCUUCGAUCGAAGGAGAUCCUGCAAAUCAGCACAGGUGAUCCAUUCGAGGAGUUCUACCGUCAAGUAACGGGCGUCAGAGACCACCAUGCCCGAUACCCGAACGAGCAAGCCGAAAACUCGGAGCAGUGGUACCGGCCGCAGAAAGGAGGGGACGACCAGCCGUAUAUCGUUGAGAGUAUGUUCUCUGGUGAAGAGGCAUACGGUCGGUUUUUCGAUUUGCACAACUGCCACGACGCGUACUUGAACCUUCCGAACGCGAAACGCUUGGGGUACAUGCAGUAUCUCGAGGUCUUCGACAACUUCCAGCCGGGCUAUGGCGGAGUUAAGCGGGUCGACAAGUUGACAGAUCCAUACUUCAAGUAUCUCGGCGGUCUGAUGGGGUAUCUGGAGUCGUUUAUGCGCCGAACCCGACCCCUAGAGAACAUCGACCAGGUACUGGAGGGCUGGCAGCGGGACUUCGAGGCGGCGUGGGAAAAGCGGGAGCUCCAAGGGUGGCAAACUGACAAGGCGGUGCAAGGCGGUGCGGCCGAGCGAACGUUAAGCACACCGGAGGCUGUCUGGUGCGACGCCUGCGAGAAGGAGUUCAAGAACGACAACGUUUAUAAGGGCCACCUGAAGGGGCGAAAACACAUCAAGGCGGCGGAGCUUUUGGCACAACAGGAAGACGGGAACACGAACGGCAAUCGUGUCGACUCGGCACAGGAGCUAAAAGAGCGGGCCGUUGCCGAGAGGGAAUUCCGCGUCAAGAAGCUGACGGGCGCCAUGAACAUUGAAAAGGACGACACGCGGGUAAACGUGGAACGCCGACAGGGCAUGACGGAGCGGGAACGUGCUCAAGAACUGGAAAACCUCUACAACAUGACAUCCGGGGCGCGGAAUAGGGAGGAAGAAGAGGAUGAGCAGGAUGAGGGCGAUGAUAAGCUCUACAACCCUCUCAAGCUACCCCUUGCGUGGGACGGCAAGCCGAUCCCGUUCUGGCUCUACAGGCUCCACGGUCUGGGUCAAGAAUUCCCUUGUGAGAUCUGCGGCAACUUUGUCUAUCGGGGCCGGCGUGCUUUUGACAAACAUUUCAACGAGACCAACCACAUCACCAACCUCAAGCGGCUCGGUAUUACAGAUACCUACCUCUUCCGCGAUAUCACCUCGAUCGCAGAGGCGGUGAGGCUGUGGGACAAGAUUCAGCGAGACCAGAACAGGGGGCAGAUCGAUGACGGGGCCGUGGUUCAGAUGGAGGAUGCCGAGGGCAACGUGAUGCCAGAGAAGGUGUAUCUUGAUCUGCAGAAGCAGGGGCUGUUGUAG
Messenger RNA from Chaetomium globosum CBS 148.51, 1491 nucleotides. RefSeq lists its product as uncharacterized. Gene Ontology annotation, molecular function: RNA binding; zinc ion binding. The coding region runs from base 1 to 1491 and encodes 496 amino acids. Gene Ontology annotation, biological process: mRNA splicing, via spliceosome. Gene Ontology annotation, cellular component: nucleus; spliceosomal complex. NCBI's taxonomy places the organism in Eukaryota, Fungi, Ascomycota, Sordariomycetes, Sordariales, Chaetomiaceae. The transcript is spliced from 2 exons. The record is from RefSeq and is a predicted model, not a curated record.